This is a messenger RNA of Photinus pyralis (common eastern firefly), 4376 nucleotides long. Its product is annotated as von Willebrand factor A domain-containing protein 8-like. Lineage: Eukaryota; Metazoa; Arthropoda; Insecta; Coleoptera; Lampyridae. The transcript has 16 exons. Gene Ontology annotation, molecular function: ATP hydrolysis activity; ATP binding. Gene Ontology annotation, cellular component: cytoplasm. The record is from RefSeq and is a predicted model, not a curated record. The coding region runs from base 225 to 4298 and encodes 1357 amino acids.
CGUCUUCUACACUCAGAUCGUCACCUGUUUUACCAUGUACCUAGCCUAACCUCAAUUCAGCUUUUUUUUUUGUAAGCGUUUCGUUUUAAUGUUUAAGAUCCGCCACUGAUUAUUACUAAAUACAUAAAAUACGCAAUCACACUGUCCUUAAUUGAACCCAUCAUCACACUACUGAUGAUUACUUUCUAAUAAUCAUAUUGCUAAGUGUAACCCUAAUUAAAAACAUGCAGAACAUAGCAGCAACAAACAGAAGGGCCCAAGUUUUACUACGAAUUUUGCAAAAUAAUAGAUCCAAAAUUAGGAAUGUGAGGUUAACCGCAAUUAGAACAAAUUCAACAGUAACCAUUGGCGGCGUUACCAAAGUAGUACAAGUACCAAACAAUCCGGAAUAUGUACCAAAAAAUUAUUUCAAAGAAAUGGACAACCAAAGCACACUACACAACUUACGAUGGAUGCUACAGAAGGAUUUGCUCGCUCAGGACAUAUUUCUCAUCGGUGCCCCGGGACCUAAACGUAGACACCUAGCAAUGCAGUACUUGGAAUUAACAAACAGGGAGGUGGAGUACGUUGCGUUAAGCAGAGAUACCACCGAAUCGGAUUUGAAGCAGAGAAGAGAAAUUGUCAAGGGCAGUUCAACAUAUUUCGAUCAGAGUGCAGUUAGGGCAGCUAUCAAGGGUAGAGUAUUAGUAAUUGAGGGUAUUGAGAAAGCCGAACGCAAUGUUUUGCCGGUGCUAAAUAACUUGUUGGAGAAUAGGGAGAUGCAGUUAGAAGAUGGGCGGAUGUUGAUUGAUGCUAAGAGAUAUGACCAGUUGUUACAGUCCUAUAGUAAGGAUGAGCUAGAUAAAAGGAAGUUAGUGCGAGUCGACGAACAUUUUCGUGUCAUUGCAUUAGGAUUACCUGUGCCAAAAUACAUUGGUAAUCCUAUGGAUCCUCCUUUGCGUUCUAGAUUCCAAGCGCGUGACAUUAGCAGCAGCAGUUAUCAGGAAUUAUUUGAAUUACUUCAAUUACUGGGACCAAAUUUAUCCAAAGAGAGCCUCGACCAAAUACUCUCUGUUGCGAUUGGAUUAACAAGCAAAGAAAGUACAGCUCUCGGAUUGCCAGAUUUCCCGAUAGAUAAUUUACACUUAAUUGUUCGGAUAAUGAACAAUCACCCAGAUCUGUCCGUUUACAAUGCCGUUUACCGUUUGUAUCCUUACAACACCAUUUCUAAGGAUGCUGCAGCGGCAGUAGAAACCCUUCUGUCAAAAUUCUCUAUUGAUCGAUGUAAAGGUUCAAGUUAUGUAUCGAACAUAGCAGGUAACAUAUCGAAUUUAUGGAAAAAACCAAAACCUGAGGUUUCUCGUGCUGAUGGUUACAUUGAAACUGAUUAUCAAAAUAAGUUGGUCGAAGAAAUGCUACAGACAAUUAAGCUAACAGACUUAUGCGUGAUUGGUCCAAGAGGUUGUGGAAAAAAUGUGCUCGUUUCAAAGGUGGCUGAGAUUGUAGGAACCAAAAUUGAAUCAAUCAUGUUGUAUCAAGAUAUUACGUCUAGAGAUUUAAUACAGCAACGUGCUACUCUUGAUAAUGGUGAUACCAUUUGGAGGUUCUCCCCGUUAGUCAAUGCGAUGAUUGAUGGAAAAAUUGUAGUACUCGAUGGAAUACAUAGGGUACAUCCUAGUACAAUUUCAGUACUUCAUAGACUGGUCCAUGACCGAGAAUUACAACUACAUGACGGUCGUCGUAUGGUUAGUGCUGAAAAAUAUGACAUAUUACAAAAAGCUCACAGCGAGGCCUAUCUACAACAAAAUGGCAUGUUAAAAAUACACCCAAACUUCAGAAUAAUAGCAUUAGGCGAAUUGUCUAACAUGCAGCCGACAAGGAACUGGCUAACCUCAGAGAUUCUUAGCUUGUUCUUGUUCCAUGAAACACGAUUUCUGACAAAGAUGGAGGAAAUGCAUAUAAUUACGUCUAAGUUCGGCCCAAUAUCAGAGACUCUGCAGAAAAUUAUCGAUUUUGCCCACAUUUUGCGCGUGAGUCCCGACCCAAUUUUAAAGCAACUUUCCGGCCAUAUGUCCACUAGGCAAUUGUUAAGGAUCUCCAAGCGGCUUCAAAAGUUUCCCAAUGAAGACAUGUACGAAAUUCUCCAAACUGUUUUUAUGACACAGUUCUUGCCGACUUUAACCCGUCGAACUUUGGAGAAUGCGUUUGCCAAAAUGGAAAUUGUACCACAGGCUGGUUUCGAGAGGAAACCCACAACUUACAGUAUAAACAAUAAUGUGCUUACCAUUGGAAAUACUUCUGCUUUUAUAUCCGCUACUGAAGAGAUUACAAAAGUGCCUCAAGUUCUUUUUUACGACGUACCUCAACAUAUACAACUAAUGGAAAAGCUUCUGCAAGAUUUUCAGUUAGGCCUACACCUACUUUUGGUCGGAAAUCAAGGCGUGGGUAAAAAUAAAAUUGUUGAUCGAUUCUUGGGACUGCUCAACCGUCCAAGAGAAUAUAUACAAUUGCAUCGCGACACAACGGUGCAGACGUUAACAGUACAGCCUACAAUUAAAGACGGCAUUUUGGUGUACGAAGACUCUCCACUGGUCAAAGCCGUUAAAUACGGCCACGUCUUAGUUAUCGACGAAGCUGAUAAAGCCCCAACGCACGUAACGUGCAUUUUAAAAACUCUCAUCGAAUUUGGACAGAUGUUAUUGAGUGAUGGCCGCCGAAUUACUACAGCGGCACUUAAGGAAAACGAUAUUCAGAUACAUCCCGAGUUUCGCAUGAUUGUACUGGCAAAUCGGCCCGGGUUUCCGUUUUUGGGGAACGAUUUCUUUAGUGCUUUAGGCGAUUUGUUUAGCUGUCACGCUGUCGAUAACCCAUCUAGGUCUUCAGAAAUAGACUUAUUGGUACAAUACGGACCUGAUGUCCCGAUUGAUACCAUAACAAAAUUGGUUGACAUUUUCGGCGAUCUGCGAUCAAUGGCAGAUGAGGGAUUGGUCACCUAUCCUUAUUCUACUCGUGAGGUGGUAAAUAUAGUAAAGCACUUGCAGAAAUUUCCACAAGCGGACAUAGAUGAUGCGUUGUUUAAUGUCUUCGAUUUUGAUAAAUACAAUCAAGAUGCUGUUGAAACUUUGGGACAAGUUUUAAUUAAACAUGGUUUUCCAAAAACCAAUAUGUUUACCGCGGAAUAUUUGGCAUUAAAGCAAGCUAAGGAGUACUUACAAGUUACUGUUGACCGUACUAGUGGAUUAGAUACAAAAGGUCCCAAACACGGAAAGGAAGACCCCAAAAAUGAACCACAUGUAGGUGGAAACACAUGGGCUGGUGGUACCGGUGGACGGGACACAGCAGGGUUGGGUGGUAAAGGGGGACCAUACCGUUUGGAUAAAGGUCACAAAGUUCAUCAGUUGUCAGAUGAGGAGAAAGCAGCAGUUCCAGAACAUAUAAAGCGAGCCGCAAGAGAAAUGGGAAGGAAAGCAUUUGAAGAACGGUUGAAAGAAAUUGGAAUGAGUGGAUAUGAUGCUUCUUUGUAUGCUCAGUUCUCAGGCGCCGUUUCUAAGCAAGUGCUGUCAUUAAGGAUAAUCCUAGGUUCACUUCAAGCCAAAAAUAAGGAGAGGCAGUGGACUAAAAAUAAAACAUCGGGCGAAUUAGACGACACGAAACUAAUAGAUGGACUACUUGGUGAAAAAACCAUUUUUCGCAGAAGAACCGAACUUGAACCUGAGUUAGGCUCACCACAAAUUAAACCCAAAAUGUUGCGCCUUGUUGUGGAUGUUUCAGCGAGCAUGUAUAGGUUUAAUUCUUACGAUGGACGACUGGACAGGCAGUUGGAGGCAGUCGUUCUACUAAUGGAAGCUAUGGAAGGAUUCGAUGACAAAAUACAAUAUGACAUAAUGGGGCAUUCGGGAGAUGCGCACGAUAUUAAAUUUAUUACAAAAGGUAAUCCACCCAAGAACAACAAAGAGAGACUAAAUAUACUGAAGACUAUGUAUGCCCAUUCACAGUUUUGCUUUGCGGGCGAUAACACAUUAGAAGCCACAGAAUUAGCAAUUAAAUCUAUGUCGGAUGGAGAUUUUGACGAAGCUAUUGUGGUAGUACUUUCAGAUGCUAACUUACAACGAUAUUCCAUACCAUCAUCGGAAUUGGCGAAGGUUUUAUCUCAGUCAGAAAAAAUUAAUUCGUACGCAGUUUUUAUUGGAAGUUUAGGUGAUCAAGCCGAAAGAUUGACACAAAGUUUACCAGCCGGCAGAUCAUUCAUUUGUAAAGAUGUAUCCACACUGCCUCAAAUUUUAAAACAAAUAUUUUCCUCAUCUGUUAUUAAUUUUUAGAUGUCUAUAUUUUAUUUAGGUUAUUAUUUUUAAUAACGAUGUGUUAAAUAAAAAUUGUUGGAAUUUAUUGUUAUGUAA